AUGGGAAAGGAUAGCAAGAGGAAAAAGGUAGAGUCAGAGGAUGAUGAAGAGGUUAAGGAUACAGUUGUGCCAAAGAAGGAUAAGACAAGCAAGAAGAUGAAGAAACAAAGUGAUGAUGAUGAUAGUGAUUCAGAAUCAAAGAACAAUCUAAAGAAGAAGAGCAGUAGUAAACAACCAGAUAGUGAGGAUGAUAAUGAUAAGGACGUCAAGAGAAAGAAGAAGAGUAUGAAGAAAGAUAAGAAUGACGAUAAGGACAUGAAUAAGAAAGUCAAGAAGGUGAAAAAGGACAACGAGGAUCAAGAUCAGGAGGAGGACAAGAAGAAAAAGAAGAACAAGGUGGAGGAGGAGGUGAAGGAUAAGAGUGACGGUGCCACUCGCUCGAAUAAGGAGAGCAAGAAUGACGAGGAUGAUAAGAAGAAGAAGAAGGAGAAGAAGAGAAAAGAUGACAAAGAGGAUGAUGAGAAAGAACAUAAUGAUGAUGAUGAUGCUCAUGCUGAUAGAGAUGAGGACAACAAAAAGAAGAAGAGAAAGAGACCAAAGAGAGGUCACAGCAGUUAUGAGGAUCAGCCAAACAUUUAUAUGACGUCAAACACAGAGACAUCAAAGCAACAGCAGCAGUUCAGUAUCGAUGUGGAUCGACUGAUACAACAGAAGCCAUGGCUAUCAAUGAUCAGGGACUUUAGCAAGGUCAUCUGGUCAGAGGACGAUGGUGAACCAAACAUUGUCGUUGUGCACUCUGCCGAGGAGUGUUGUCGCAUCGUCACAUUGCUUCCCUCGAUCUUCCACCAGGAGCAGGGCAGCAGUGCCAAGUCCGUCGUGACCUUUGGCAAGAGUAGUAAGCAGGCCAGCGUCCCUUCGACAUGCGUCGUUGGCUUUGAUACUGAGGGUUCGGAUAUGCCCUACAGUGUUCAGCUGUCAACACUCACGGUCGCAGCCGUGAUAUACAUUAAGGAGAUUGAUCAUUUGCCGCAGCCCCUUGUACAGCUUCUGGAGAACAAGUACAUUUCCAAGGCUGGCGUUGGUGUCACUGCUGAUUUCGACUCGCUCAUUGCCUUUGGAAAGGCGCACAAGAUGGUGAUCAAACCAAGAGGCUCACUGGACGUCAGCUGUGUGGCAGGCUUCAAUGGUGUAACGCAGAGCUAUCUGUCACUGGACAACCUUGCCGUUGACCUACUAAACACAAAGAAGUACCAAAGGAUGAUUGGCAGUGUAACCACAAGGAUGUACCACGAUGAGUUCCACAAGUAUGCUGCCAUCGAUGCUUGGCUUGGAUUCAAGAUUGCAAUGGUCCUCCAUCAAUAUCUCAAGAACAAACUGGCAUUCUAUGAGUGGACACAGGCACAACAGACUGGAAACUAUCGUGUACCAAUCAAAGAGAAGUCUGGCAAACAAGAACAAUCAGCAGCAACGACUCCACCCGUUGUAGAUUCCACUCAAUCAUCGUCGUCAUCUACAUCACAGACCCAGAUCAAUGUUAUCAGUUACAACAAGACAAAUGCCUUCAAACAGCCAGUACAAUAUUAUGAUGAGCGAGCAAGGGAGAGAGCCAAUCCAUACUUUGUCAAGGGUAAGGAUGAAGAGAAGCAAGAAGCUGCACAGAAUCACUUCUAUCUCCAAAAGCUACAACAUAUAAAGGAAGGCCAGAGGAGGCCAUUCAUUUGA
Messenger RNA from Acytostelium subglobosum LB1, 1662 nucleotides. RefSeq lists its product as hypothetical. Bases 1 to 1662 code for a protein of 553 amino acids. Gene Ontology annotation, molecular function: nucleic acid binding. NCBI's taxonomy places the organism in Eukaryota, Evosea, Eumycetozoa, Acytosteliales, Acytosteliaceae. The record is from RefSeq and is a predicted model, not a curated record. The transcript has a single exon.